Messenger RNA from Sinocyclocheilus rhinocerous, 524 nucleotides. RefSeq names its product wiskott-Aldrich syndrome protein family member 3-like. Gene Ontology annotation, biological process: positive regulation of Arp2/3 complex-mediated actin nucleation; actin cytoskeleton organization. The record is from RefSeq and is a predicted model, not a curated record. Gene Ontology annotation, cellular component: lamellipodium; SCAR complex; cytoskeleton. The transcript has 4 exons. Bases 123 to 524 code for a protein of 133 amino acids. Gene Ontology annotation, molecular function: Arp2/3 complex binding; protein kinase A regulatory subunit binding. NCBI's taxonomy places the organism in Eukaryota, Metazoa, Chordata, Actinopteri, Cypriniformes, Cyprinidae.
CCCGCCCUAAUACUGUGCUCUGAUGUCAGCGCAAGCAGACGGACCGUUUCAACUAUCAUUAUAUCUGCAUUCAAGCCACGUUUGGUGCUGGUUUGUUUGUGUACAUGUGUUGAGGUGAAGUCAUGCCACUGGUGAAGAGAAACAUUGAGCCCAGGCACCUGUGCAGAGAAGCUUUACCUGAGACCAUCAGCAAUGAGCUGGAGUGUGUGACCAACAACACUCUCUCUGCCAUCAUACACCAACUUAGCAGCCUCAGUAAACAUGCAGAGGAUGUGUUUGGUGAGCUCUUUAAUGAAGCCAAUACAUUCUACCUGCGUGCUAAUUCUCUACAGGACCGUAUAGAUCGUCUUGCAAUCAAGGUCACUCAGUUGGACUCUAGUGUGGAGGAAGGUCAGUCAAAGGUCAAAAGUCAAAGAUCACAUGCACUUUACCAGAAAUGGGAUGCAUAUUUAAUAGGAUAUUCCAGGCUAAACCUAACAUGCAUAAGGAAUAAUUCCUACAAUAAGUCGUAUUUGAUCAUAUGA